AUGGAAAUGUUCUUUGCUGUUGUCAACAGCACGUUGAUGUGUUCAAUUGCGGCUAUGCGUAUUAAAAUAAUCACAAGCAAAUUCGCCGUUGGGACUUCUCCUAUUGUCUCGAAGAUAUCUCUGGGUUGCGUGGCCUUCUCUAUACUAUAUGGCGUGACAUGUGCAAUAUGCUCUGUUUCUCCAUCGAUCUUUUCCAAUCAUCAGGGUUCCUCGAAUAAUUCCAAACUACCUAAUUUGAUCGAUGAUGAAGAUCACGUUAGCGUUAGUGCGAAGGUUUAUCGUAAAAACAAACUGAUUACUGAGUUUUGUAGUGUUUCAUUCGGUAUUCUUGUACCGUCAAUUAUAACAGUGUUAGUAUACGUGAAUAUAAUAUUGAUAAGCAAAAGGCGCAUUGCUGUAAUGGAAUACAGUUCUCCUGUUAUUGAAAAUGUAACUCUUUCAAUAACUGGGAGACGGAACAUAAACAUUGCCCCAUUAGAACUACCCGUGUCUUCGAACGCUUCAAACUAUGAUCGUUCCAGUUUCCAGAAUAAUCCAACAAAUAACAUACAUCCUCACCAAGCUAAAAACGCCAUCAACAAUCUUGCUACCCCACAUGUACAUGAGCAUGGUAGGCGGUUUGGCCUUGACAUAGGCAAACUAAAAAGACUGUCCACGAAAAGGAAGAGUCGAGGCCGUGACUGCAAUUUAGUACGCUCUGGCCAAAUAAAAUUGGAUGGUCCAACAGUUUUAUCGAUACAAGGAGAAAGCACUCUUGCCAGAUCGACGCUAAAUGAAGAGCAAUCUUUUCGGAGCAGAUCUACAGUAACACGCUGCAAAAAUAAUCCAAGGUAUCGUCACUAUCGAAAAGCAGUGGAACGCAGCAUUAUCAUUAUUGUACAUGUUUUUUUGUUCAAUCUAUUAUACGUGGCGCUACGCAUUGCUGGUGUGACGCAAAAAAGCGAGGUCUUGCGAUGUUUUGCGACGUACAUUUUUCUUGUUGGUAUCACAAUCAUGCCAAUAACAUUUGGAAUAUUGGGUAAAGAACGUCGUGACAUCAUCAAAGAAACUGUGAAAAAAACUUCUGACAGAUUAUCUCGUUUCUUUGCAAUUAGGAAUCCCACUGUAAUUCCCGAAACUAUUACAUAUAUAGCUACCCCUGGUUCUACUCCCGCCUUACUGCUGUCAACGAUAGGGGAACAAGCUGUAGAAGAAGAUCUAACAAGCAACGGUCCUAUCACGUGUGAAUCGCAAGCGAAAAGUGUCCGGACGCUCUCGGUCAAUGAAUUCAAAAAAACUUACAACACAAAAAGUUCAGCACUUGGUAGAAUUUCUCAAUCUGAGUUGAUGAAGCGAAGAUUUCGCUUCUUAUUUUCAGAUAUUGGAACCACAGCUUCGUCUGACAAUAUUGUUGGGCAUUCGAGUAGAUCAAUCGCCAGUACAAUCCGAUCAAGAUCUAGGCAAGGCUCAAUAGAGAGUAGAUACCCGCAUACUCCGGGCAGUAAAUCAAUCAUGUCAUGUCUCACCGUUACACCAAACAUUUCGACGCCAUCAAAUGCUCUGUCACCAAUGACGCCAACUUAUGCUCUGUCACCUAUGACGCCAACAUAUGUUUUGUCUCCUUUCAGAACAAGUCCAGGCCUGUCGUUUCUUGGAACAGAAUAUAUCCCUCCAAAUGCAUGGUCAGAAAAGCAUCUCCAGACAUUCGUUUCAAAUGUGAAAGGGUCACCUUCCUUCAAUACAUAA
Messenger RNA from Owenia fusiformis, 1725 nucleotides. Lineage: Eukaryota; Metazoa; Annelida; Polychaeta; Sabellida; Oweniidae. The record is from the annotation of a GenBank genome assembly.